Molecule: messenger RNA, 3297 nt
Organism: Pipistrellus nathusii (Nathusius's pipistrelle)
Lineage: Eukaryota; Metazoa; Chordata; Mammalia; Chiroptera; Vespertilionidae
Source: the annotation of a GenBank genome assembly
AUGGACCGAGCCCCAGCAGAGCAGAAUGUCAAGCUGUCAGCUGAGGUAGAGCCAUUUAUUCCCCAGAAGAAGAAUCCUGACACAUUUAUGAUCCCUAUGGCACUCCCAAAUGAUAAUGGAAAUGUUUCUGGCAUAGAACCAACUCCAAUUCCCAGCUACUUGAUUACUUGUUAUCCAUUUGUGCAGGAAAACCAGUCCAAUAGACAGUUUCCAUUAUAUAACAGUGAUAUACGAUGGCAGCAGCCCAAUCCAAACCCUGCUGGACCAUACCUUGCCUACCCCAUUAUUCCUGCCCAGCCACCUGUUUCUACAGAGUAUACAUAUUAUCAGCUGAUGCCAGCACCAUGUGCCCAAGUUAUGGGUUUUUAUCAUCCUUUUCCUACACCUUACUCCAACACCUUUCAAACUGCAAAUACUGUAAAUACUAUAACCACAGAAUGCACUGAACGCCCAAAUCAGCUUGGACAAGUCUUCCCGUUGUCCAGUCAUCGAAGCAGAAACAGUAACAGAGGAUCAAUGGUACCAAAACUUUUACAACAGCACAUAAAAAGCAAAAGGCCACUGGUGAAAAAUGUAGCUACUCAGAAAGAGACAAAUGCAGCAGGUCCUGAUAAUCGAUCAAAAAUCGUGCUUCUGGUAGAUGCUUCACAGCAAACCGAUUUCCCGUCAGAUAUUGCUAACAAGUCUCUCUCAGAGAGCUCUGCCACCAUGCUCUGGAAGUCCAAAGGCAGGAGGAGAAGAGCAUCCCACCCGACUGCCGAAUCUUCUAGUGAGCAGGGAGCUAGUGAAGCUGACAUUGACAGUGACAGUGGCUACUGCAGUCCCAAACACAGCAACAACCAGCCCGCCACAGGGGCUUUACGAAAUCCUGAUUCUAGCGCCAUGAAUCACGUGGAAUCAUCUAUAUGUGCAGGUAGUGUAAAUUGGUCCAAUGUAACUUGCCAGACAACUCAGAAAAAACCUUGGAUGGAAAAAAAUCAGACAUUUUCUAGAGGUGGAAGGCAGACUGAACAAAGAAAUUCACAGGUUGGAUUCAAAUGCCGAGGACAUAGUACUUCCUCAGAAAGAAGACAGAAUUUGCAGAAGAGACAAGAUAAUAAGCAGUUAAACCCCAAUCAGUCUCAUAGAAGUGACCCAAAUUUGGAGGCUUUAUAUAUUGAGGAUGAAGAUGGAUUUCGAGAAAUAAAUGAGAAUGGAAAUGCUAAAGAUGAAAAUAUUCAACAGAAACUUUCUUCAAAAGUAUUGGAUGACUUACCUGAAAACUCACCAAUCAAUAUAGUUCAGACUCCAAUUCCCAUUACAACUUCAGUUCCAAAACGUGCAAAAAGUCAGAAGAAGAAAGCGUUAGCAGCGGCCCUUGCCACAGCUCAAGAAUAUUCAGAAAUUAGUAUGGAGCAAAAAAAAUUACAGGAAGCUUUAUCAAAAGCAGCAGGAAAAAAGAGUAAAACACCUGUGCAGCUAGAUUUGGGGGACAUGUUAGCAGCUCUGGAAAAACAACAGCAAGCUAUGAAAGCACGGCAGAUUACUAAUACCAGACCGCUGUCGUACACAGUGGUCACUGCAGCUUCUUUUCACACUAAAGAUUCUACUAACAGAAAACCUUUAACCAAAAGUCAGCCCUGUUUGACAUCCUUUAAUUCUUUGGACAUUACUUCCUCUAAAGCAAAAAAAGGAAAAGAGAAGGAAAUUGUAAAACUAAAACGGCCCACAGCACUUAAAAAGGUUAUUUUGAAAGAAAGAGAGGAAAAGAAGGGCCGUUUAACUGUGGACCACAAUCUUUUGGGAUCUGAGGAACCAAUAGAAAUGCACUUAGAUUUUAUUGAUGAUUUGCCACAGGAGAUUGUUUCCCAGGAAGAUACUGGUCUGAGCAUGCCCAGUGAUACUUCACUCUCUCCAGCAAGUCAGAACUCUCCGUACUGUAUGACACCUGUGUCACAAGGCUCUCCAGCUAGUUCGGGGAUAGGCAGUCCAAUGGCGUCUUCAACAAUAACCAAAAUCCACAGCAAAAGAUUUAGGGAGUAUUGUAAUCAGGUUCUUUGUAAAGAGAUUGAUGAAUGUGUGACUCUUCUUCUUCAAGAGCUUGUCAGUUUCCAGGAACGAAUCUAUCAAAAGGAUCCUGCAAGAGCAAAAGCGAGGAGACGGCUGGUUAUGGGUCUGAGGGAGGUUACCAAACAUAUGAAGUUAAACAAGAUCAAGUGUGUUAUAAUUUCUCCAAACUGUGAAAAAAUCCAGUCAAAAGGUGGACUGGAUGAGGCUCUCUAUAAUGUUAUAGCCAUGGCCCGGGAACAAGAAAUUCCUUUUGUGUUUGCCCUUGGAAGAAAAGCUCUGGGACGCUGUGUGAACAAGCUGGUUCCUGUGAGUGUAGUGGGAAUCUUCAACUACUUUGGUGCUGAGAGCCUGUUUAAUAAGUUAGUAGAACUCACUGAGGAAGCCAGGAAAGCCUAUAAAGAUAUGGUGGCAGCAAUGGAGCAAGAGCAGGCGGAGGAAGCCUUAAAGAACGUGAAGAAGGUGCCACACCACAUGGGGCAUUCACGGAAUCCCUCAGCAGCCAGCGCCAUUUCCUUCUGCAGUGUUAUUUCUGAGCCCAUCUCUGAAGUAAAUGAAAAGGAAUAUGAAACAAAUUGGAGAAACAUGGUGGAAACUUCAGAUGGUCUGGAAACAUCAGAAAAUGAGAGAGAGGUUUCCUGUAGACACAGCACAUCUGAAAAAUCCAGUAAACUUCCAUCUGACACAGCCCCUGUUGGUAAGCAGCCAUCUUCAGUGGCCACAGGCAGUACUACCUCAGCUGCAAACCCUGGGAAACCAGCAGCGAGUGAGAAAGAGGAAGUGAAGCCGGAUGACCUGGAAUGGGCCUCGCAGCAGAGUACGGAGACCGGCUCUCUGGAUGGGAGUUGCCGGGAUAUUUUGAAUUCCUCCAUCACCAGCACCACCAGCACCCUUGUUCCUGGCAUGCUUGAAGAAGAGGAGGAUGAAGAAGAAGAGGAGGAGGAGGAUUAUACCCAUGAACCCAUAUCUGUAGAAGUACAGCUCAAUAGUAGAAUUGAGUCUUGGGUCUCUGAGACCCAGAGAACAAUGGAAACUCUUCAGCUUGGGAAAACCCUUAAUGGUUCUGAGGAAGACAAUGCAGAGCCAAGUGGGGAAGAGGAAGCAGAGGUGCCUGAGGUGCUGGAGCCAGGGAUGGACAGUGAGGCCUGGACUACUGACCACCAAGCAAGCCCGGAGCAGCAGAAGCCCAGCAACUGCAGCUCUCUGAGCAGCGAGCACUCCGAUUCUAACCCUACACCCCCAGAUCUCUAA